Messenger RNA from Sorex fumeus (smoky shrew), 954 nucleotides. It is a transcript of the gene FAM181B, whose product is annotated as family with sequence similarity 181 member B. The transcript has a single exon. Lineage: Eukaryota; Metazoa; Chordata; Mammalia; Eulipotyphla; Soricidae. The record is from RefSeq and is a predicted model, not a curated record. The coding region runs from base 1 to 954 and encodes 317 amino acids.
AUGACGGUGCAGGCGCUGCCCCGCGCGGCCCCGUUCGCGCCCCUGGGCCUGGGCCUGGGCCUGGGCCCGGCCGCCGCCGCGCUGGGCUGCGCCUUCGAGGACGACGCGCCGCCGGCGGGGCCCGAGGGCGGCGGCGAGGUGCGCGAGGCCACCCGCGAGCUGCUCAGCUUCAUGGACUCGGCGUCCAGCAACAUCAAGCUGGCGCUGGACAAGCCGGGCAAGUCCAAGCGCAAGGUGAACCACCGCAAGUACCUGCAGAAGCAGAUCAAGCGCUGCGGCGGCCUCGUGGGCGCCGCGGCCCCGGGUCCGCCCGCGCCCGCGCCCGCGCCCGCGCCCGCGCCGGCCGCCGACCCGGCCGUCGUCAAGCGUCCGCCGCUGGCCCUCGGGGCCGGGUCCGGGUCCGGGUCCGGGGCGGCGGGCCGGGCCGGGCCGCGGCGGGACGCGGCGCAGGCGGCGGCCAGCAGCCUGCAGAGCCGCAGCCUGGCCGCGCUCUUCGCGUCGCUGCGGCCCGGGCGCGCGGAGCCGGCGGGCGGCGGCGCGUGCGGGGCGGGCGGCGCGCCGGGCGCGGGGAAGGUGCCGCUGCGCGCCCGCAACCUGCCGCCGUCCUUCUUCACCGAGCCCUCGCCCGGCCCGGGGCCCGGCGCGCCCGCGGGGGACCUGCUGGAGCUGCUGGGCGCCGACUUCGCCGCGGCCGGCCCCGACGCGGCCGUCCUGCUGGAGCCGCUCGACGCCUUCGCGCCCGCGCCCGGCCUCUUCGCGCCCGCGCCCGCGCCCGCCGCGAGCCUGGCCUACCCCGCGCCCGCCGAGGAGGACGCCGCCGCCUUCGCCGCCGCCUGCUUCCCGGACUGCGCCCUGCCCGCGCCGCCCCCCGCCUACGAGUGCGGCGCCUACGGGGGGCUCUGGAGGCCCGAGCCCGCCUGGGACGGGGCCCCCGCGGCCGCGCGCCGGGACUGA